GCCUUAUCCGUCUUGUCACGCAUGAAACAUAAAGAUUUUCGAUUAUUGAUUUGGAACCCCGUACUCAUAUAGAAAUUUUGUUGUCUAGGUUACUGCUUAAAUAUGAUCUGCAAUUCCUAAGUGCAGACUCGUUCAAUUCCUUCAAUUUAAACAAAGUUCUGAAACAGGCCAAGAGGUUAGGGUCACUGUUGCUAAGCCCUCCAAGUAUCACAAGCUUAAGCUUGACAAAUUAGAGUGGAGAUGGCUAUGACUUGCAAAAUGAGAAAGAGUUCUGAAAAGCACAAGAGCGUUAGUGUCUUUCAAUGGGUAGAUUUGCCAAAGGAUCCUCUUACUGAAGUUUUCAAGCUUUGUAACCCUACAGAUGCGUUAAUGACUCUUCCAUUAGUUUGCAAAUACUGGGGUCGGAUCUUCUUGGAGCCCAUAAUUUGUAAACAAAAAGAUAAUUGUUUGAAUUUCAUGCCACUUAGGGAGAAACCUUUUUAUGAGUUCUUUUACCAAUCAGAGGACAAGAAUACAAGAGCAAUGAGAUUGAUGAAAUUGCUUGUGGGUGUUAUGCAUGCAUUUGCCUGUGAUAAUCAAAGUGAUGCGGUGGGUAAUGAUGUUGGGGUUACUCCGAUAAUAAAAAUUAUUUUUCCUCAUGAUCUUCCCCUACACGAAAGACACUUUGUUUAUGUCGCGGAAAGGUGUCCACAGCUCAAAUCCAUCAUCCUCCCCUGCGCCCGAGACGUUACAGGCAAAGGGAUAACAAGGGCAAUGCGAUUCUGGACUGGCAUGGAAGAGAUGACUCUUGCUCUAUUUUGUCGCCGACUACAGUAUGACUUGCAGCUCUUUGGGACUAUCAAGGAAAUUCGAAAAAGUUGUAAAAAUCUCCAUUGCCUUCAGUUAAAUGGCUUUGACUUGAAUUCCAAAUCAGCAGAUAUUCUCGUCCGGAGUUUGAAGUCUUUGAAGUUGUUAUGCCUUUCUGGUGCUUAUAUUCACAAACAGGGGCUGCAAAUUUUUUUUUCAAGAUACAAUGAACUUGACAAAGUGAAGUUUCUUGGUUGUAUCUUUUUUACCAGUGAAGGCAGGGAACUUGUGAGCGAAAUAAACAUAAUGAGGAUUCAAGAACGUCGUAAAACCAGGUGGAGGACAGAUAAAUAUCCUGAUGACAUUGGCAAAUUGCACACUGCUGAAGAGCUGGUUGAUCUACUUUGGAAGUGGUAAAGCAGAUAUUUGAGGAUGUACAUGGUCACAGGAGUAUCAUUUGAGAAAGUUUUUAUUGUUUUGCAUUCCAGAAAUCCAUUACAUAGUUAUUUUUUGUCAGGUCGAUUACAUGGUUUUCUAAACGAGUUUUACACCUAAAUCCUUUUCAUUUUGGCUUCUGGACUGCGGAAGCACCCAAAAAUUGAUUGCUUUUGUCUUCUCGUACUCCCUCAAGGAAAACUCUCCUUUCUCAACCAAUGAUUAAAGGUAUUCAUUAUUA
Daucus carota subsp. sativus is the source of this 1462-nucleotide messenger RNA. Its product is annotated as F-box/LRR-repeat protein At3g48880-like. Gene Ontology annotation, molecular function: protein binding. The record is from RefSeq and is a predicted model, not a curated record. The coding region runs from base 241 to 1203 and encodes 320 amino acids. Lineage: Eukaryota; Viridiplantae; Streptophyta; Magnoliopsida; Apiales; Apiaceae. The transcript is spliced from 3 exons.